Molecule: messenger RNA, 1110 nt
Organism: Wyeomyia smithii (pitcher-plant mosquito)
Lineage: Eukaryota; Metazoa; Arthropoda; Insecta; Diptera; Culicidae
Exons: 2
Coding region: 186-1016 (276 amino acids)
Biological process (GO): regulation of transcription by RNA polymerase II
Cellular component (GO): nucleus; transcription regulator complex
Molecular function (GO): DNA binding
Source: RefSeq, a predicted model, not a curated record
ACCUCGCUCGAGGUACGCAAACGCGACGUUUGUUUACCGCAGCAAAACGUAGCAGGCUAACGCAGUGUAUCGCAGACUAGAAACUACCCUUCUGAAAAGGGGUUGUCUUUUUUGAAAAAAAUGUUCAUUUAAUUCUCUAAAAAGUUUGAUACUCGCUGGAACAAACGUGUGUGCAUCAGUAUUAAAUGGAAGGUAUUAAUACCGAACUGUUUAUUGACGCGGUACGCAAACGUACUUUGCUGUGGGACUCCUCCUCCACCGAGUUUAGGGACAGGACGGCACGCGCUCGCAAAUGGGAAGAAAUUGCUCAACUAAUGAUUCCAAACAUACACUGCAUGGAUCCUGUGGAAAGAACUGAUAUAAUCGUGGAGUUACAGAAAAAAUGGAAACACAUAAGAGAUGCCUACAUCCGUUCCCUUCGAUUGCGAGCAACACCUCAGGGAAAAAAUAUGCGACCCUAUGUAUACGAGAAGAAGCUCGAUUUUUUGAAGAUAUCUUCAUGGAAAUCAUCAAGCGAAUUUGAAUCACCUCGUAAUGGGGAGGACACGCUUUUUGACGAUGAGACAAAUGAUGUUAAGCAAGAGUAUUGCUCCGAAGACGACGAUGACAUAGUAGUUCCGGUACAAAAAAUGCCAGAAAAACUGACCCUAGCCACCUUUGGGGUCCCAGCAUCACCCCCCGCCAACGUUAUUCUGGAUCGGGUAGAAUCAGAUCUGUGCUCUUUUGGGGGUGGCGAAUCAGACGAUAUGCUGUUUUUCCGUUCGUUGUUGCCCCUGUUGGAGACUCUCCCGCUGCGACAGAAAGUUAAGUUUCGCAUGGAUGUCAUGAGAACAGCACUGCAGUAUUCGGAAAAUGCAUCCUCAUCAGUCAUUGAAACACCACCAUCCGAAAAUAUUCACGGAAGCCGAAAGCGUGUCGGAAACUCACAUGAUCACAGCCAUCCCAAAAAGCGCAAACAGGUAGGAACGAAAAAAGCGGCUCUACUAGAAAAGUGUUUGAGGUAUACGAGUAAAUAAUUGAGACUGGGAUUAUCUUGACGUUUGGUAUUUAAUAAUGCUUCACAUUGACGAAUGUAAUUUAAACGAAUAACAAAUGGUGAUACGAUUAAAA